Zingiber officinale is the source of this 999-nucleotide messenger RNA. RefSeq lists its product as uncharacterized. The record is from RefSeq and is a predicted model, not a curated record. NCBI's taxonomy places the organism in Eukaryota, Viridiplantae, Streptophyta, Magnoliopsida, Zingiberales, Zingiberaceae. The transcript has 2 exons. Bases 188 to 781 code for a protein of 197 amino acids.
CCAGUUGCCUGCCCCCCAAACCUCGGGCGUGUUUUCUCUGGGAUCGCUCUCUCGCCGCUGCUUUCUUUCCCUCCAAGAAAUCCACUGGGUCUGAGAUCUCGUCUGGCAGAUAGAUACGCCUGUCUUCUCCCUUCUCUCUUUGUCUUCUGCGUCAGAUCGCGACUGAAAGAGAGAUUGCAGAGCGGAAAUGGUGCUGUGGGAGAUCACGCUGGCGACGGCCUACUUCCUGGGGUUGAGUCGAACUUACCGUGUUGCCCUCAAGGCACAGCGACGCCUCAUUAGCCCUCGGCACCCAAACCUUCGUCAAUUCGUCCACAGGAGGGUUCGCACUGUGUUUGAUGUGGCUGUCAAAGUUCACCAGAACAUACAAAAGCAGGACCUCGCAGCAGGGAAGAAUUUAGGGAAUUGGAUUCUACGUUAUCUGGACAAAGCUAAACCAUCUUCCCAAAUUAUUGCUCGUGCUGGGAAGCCUCAAACCACCAGCUCGUCCAUCCCCCGCCAUGCCAUGAUCCCUACUUAUCGUCUUCGAACCCAGAGGAGCAUCACGCGCAUCACCGAUCAGGUCAGGAGAGGUCAAUUGUUCUUUACUCCUUGGGGCUUCCGGAUGAGAGCGUUCCCGACUAUAGCCAUGAUGAUGCAUCCAAUGAACCCAGUAGGCUGGCAUGGCCAAUACAGGCAUGUUUCUUCCGUGCCAUCCAACCUUGGAGCAUUCGAACAUGGAGAAAUAGGAAGGUUCGAAGGUGUAUUCCGCAAGGACAUUGCACAGUGGAUGAUGCAGUAGCAACUUUCUAAUGGUUUUAACUAUCAGCUGUGAAAAUAAUGAUCUUGUAAUGGAAUGUUUCUAGCUCAAUAUCUUUCAGAAUUUUCUGUGGGUUUGCGUGAUAGGGAAGAAGGAAAAUUAAGAAGACUAUAUAAAUCAGUAUUCUCUCUGUGCCUGUGUACUUGUUGGGAAAACAGAUUAUAUACGGUAAGAAUGUCUUAAAAAUUUAUGCUUGAAAA